GUUGAACCGGAUGUUGAAACAACUGAAAAAUCUGUUGAACCGGAUGUUGAAACAACUGAAAAAUCUGUUUCAGAUAAAAAGAAAGAAAAGAAAAAGAAAUCAUCCGAAAAGCAAGCAUCUGAGGUUGAAACUUCAAGCAAAGAUCAGGCUGCAGCAAAACCUGAAAUACAUGAAGAAUCUCGUAAAACUUCCGAGACAGGAGAAACCACAGAAGAACAAAGUACGGAAAGUAGUUCCACGGAACAUUCAAAAGAAAAAUCCUCCAAAAAGCGUAAAACUUCCGAAACAGGAGAAACUACAGAACAACAAAAUAUUGAACCUGUUAAAGCAGAAUCAAGUAAGGUGGAGCAAAAAUCUAAGUUUAUUUAA
This is a messenger RNA of Dentiscutata erythropus, 369 nucleotides long. NCBI's taxonomy places the organism in Eukaryota, Fungi, Glomeromycota, Glomeromycetes, Diversisporales, Gigasporaceae. The record is from the annotation of a GenBank genome assembly.